Messenger RNA from Fibroporia radiculosa, 1302 nucleotides. RefSeq lists its product as uncharacterized. Bases 1 to 1302 code for a protein of 433 amino acids. The record is from RefSeq and is a predicted model, not a curated record. NCBI's taxonomy places the organism in Eukaryota, Fungi, Basidiomycota, Agaricomycetes, Polyporales, Fibroporiaceae. Gene Ontology annotation, biological process: negative regulation of gluconeogenesis; protein targeting to vacuole; protein catabolic process in the vacuole. The transcript is spliced from 3 exons. Gene Ontology annotation, cellular component: GID complex; extrinsic component of membrane.
AUGCCAUCAGAACACCCCCUCCCGCCCGCUCACGACCUACAACCCCAAGAACAACCCCAGGGCCAGAUCAAGUUAUGCUCUGCGUGUCACUGCCCGCUUUCUGCCGACUCUCCAAACACGCCCUUCCUCCUCCACGAUUCUGUUGACUCUAGCGACACCAGCAUCGUUUGCGGGCCAUGUCGUGCCCGCUUCCUGCCUCCGUCGGGUUUAUACGCCGACAUGGAGCGAGAGCUGCUGCGUCGUGCGGCUUCCCUGCAAGACGACCGCAACGAGGCUUCCGCCUUGCACCAGGACACACUCAAUCAUGCGAUACGCUCUGCCCAUCCGUCUUGCCCUGACGCAGAUGCAAAUAUGGAUAUCCCGUCCCACCCCCCGCCGUCCGCCACGUCCGACCCUAUCGUGUUGCUCGCCCUCCCGGCCGCGCAAGCGCCUUCUUUUGUAUCAUCAGGACGUCCCCUCGUACCGCCAAUUGACACCAAGUCGCUCAUCCGGUCACAAGUGAGUCGGACGUCCCAUCCUACCCAAACUCUGGCCAGCUCGCUGGCGUCAGCAUCGCGCAAUAAGUCCCGAGCCAAAGCGCCCGAAGAUACUUAUCCAGACCCCCUUCUCGACAUUACUCAUUUGCGAGUGCGCUCGCAGGGACAUCAUUGCCUCUAUCCUGGCGCUACUUUUAAGGGUACUCAGAAGAGUGGGAGGAAUAGCUAUGAUGUCAACGUCACCAUUGUGGAUGUCGACUUUUCGUCUUCACAUCUAUGUGGAUACCUUCGCAUCCGUGGACUCACAGACGAUUGGCCGGAGCUCACCACGUAUUUCGACGCGCAGAUCAUUGGCAGUCGUUAUGGGUUUUUGACACAGAACUGGGGCGCCAGUGAGCAGGAGGAUAUGGUGCAUUGGGCCCGCUUUCCUGCUUUCCGACAUGUCAAACCCGAGUUGAAAAGGCCAAAUUUGACGAUGAACGAUGCGAAUCGGGGGGCAGUGUUUAUGAGGUGGAAGGAGAAGUUUCUGGUUCCUGAUCAUCGUGUUCAGGAUAUCAAUGGUGCGAGCUUUGCAGGUUUCUAUUAUGUUUGUGUGGAUUUCAACCCUCAACAGUCGGCGUGUACGCAGCCACUCGCCUCACCCGAGACGCUGGCACAACCUUCUUCCCCACAAGCAGCCAUCAAACCUGAGCUCAGUCCCCGCGCUCGCCGGACUUCGACAACCCAGGGUACUAGACAGAUGUCCCUUGCGCAAUCUCGUGGAUUCCCUGCCGUUCCUGUUGCGACGAUGAGUGGUUUCUAUUAUCACCAGAACUCGGAGCCGUGA